CCUGCAGUCCGAGUACCACUACGAGUACACUGCGUGUGACAGCACGGGUUCCAGGUGGAGGGUCGCCGUGCCACACACCCCAGGCCUGUGCACCAGCCUCCCCGACCCGGUCAAGGGCACCGAGUGCUCCUUCUCUUGUAAUGCUGGGGAGUUUCUGGAUAUGAAGGACCAGUCAUGCAAGCCAUGCGCCGAGGGCCGCUACUCCCUGGGCACGGGCAUCCGGUUCGACGAAUGGGACGAGCUGCCCCACGGCUUUGCCAGCUUCUCGGCCAACAUGGAGACUGAUAACAGCGCCACUGCGUCCACUGAGAACUGCACGUCGUCCAAGUGGGUUCCCCGUGGCGACUACAUUGCGUCCAACACGGAUGAGUGCACUGCCACGCUGAUGUAUGCUGUCAACCUGAAGCAGUCGGGCACCGUGAACUUUGAAUAUUACUACCCAGAUUCCAGUAUCAUCUUUGAGUUUUUCGUUCAGAAUGACCAGUGCCAGCCCAGUACAGACGACUACAGAUGGAUGAGGACCACAGAGAAAGGAUGGGAGUUCCACAGCGUAGAACUCAAUCGAGGCAAUAAUGUCCUCUACUGGAGAACCACGGCCUUCUCAGUGUGGUCACGGGCCCCCAAGCCCGUGCUGGUGAGGAACAUCGCCAUCACAGGGGUGGCCUACACCUCGGAAUGUUUCCCCUGCAAACCCGGCACGCACGCGGCCAAGCAGGGCUCCUCUUUCUGCAAGCUUUGCCCAGCCAACACUUAUUCAAACAAAGGAGAAACUUCUUGCCACCAGUGUGACCCUGACAAGUACUCAGAAAAAGGAUCUUCCUCCUGCAAAGUGCGCCCAGCCUGCACAGACAAAGAUUAUUUCUACACACACACGGCCUGUGAUGCCAACGGAGAGACACAGCUCAUGUACAAAUGGGCCCAGCCGAAAAUCUGCAGCGAGGACCUUGAGGGAGCAGUGAAGCUGCCGGCCUCUGGGGUGAAGACCCGCUGCCCACCCUGCAACCCAGGCUUCUUCAAAACCAGCAACAGCACCUGCGAGCCCUGCCCUUAUGGCUCCUACUCCAACGGUUCUGACUGUGCCCACUGCCCUGCCGGGACCGAACCUGCCGUGGGGUUUGAAUACAAGUGGUGGAACACGCUGCCCACAAACAUGGAGACGACCGUCCUCAGUGGGGUCAACUUUGAGUACAAGGGCAUGACAGGCUGGGAAGUGGCUGGCGAUCACAUUUACUCGGCCGUCGGAGCCUCCGACAAUGACUUCAUGAUCCUCACGCUGGCCGUGCCAGGGUUUAGACCUCCGCAGUCGAUGACGGCAGACACAGAGAAUAAGGAGGUGGCCAGAAUCACAUUUGUCUUUGAGACCAUCUGUUCCGUGAACUGUGAGCUCUACUUCAUGGUGGGCGUGAAUUCUAGGACCAACACCCCCGUGGAGACAUGGAAAGGUUCCAAAGGCAAACAGUCCUAUACCCGCUCUAUUGAGAAUAACGCCACCAUGAGCUUCACCUGGGCCUUCCAGAGGACCACCUUCCUUGAGACAGGCAGAAAGUACACCAGUGACGUGGCCAAGAUCUAUUCUAUCAACAUCACCAAUGUCAUGGACGGCGUGGCCUCAUUCUGCCGUCCAUGUGCCCUGGAGGCCUCCGACACGGGCUCCUCCUGCACUUCUUGUUCUGCCGGUUACUACAUUGACCGAGAUUCGGGAACCUGCCGCCCCUGCCUCCCUAACACGGUCCUGAAAGCCCACCAGCCUUAUGGCAGCCAGGCCUGUGUGCCCUGCGGCCCAGGGACCAAGAGCAACAAGAUCCACUCUCUGUGCUACAAUGACUGCACCUUCUCACGCAACACUCCGGCCAGGACUUUCAACUACAAUUUCUCCGCGUUGGCGAGCACUGUCACUCAUGCCGGAGGGCCAAGCUUCACUUCCAAAGGCCUGAAAUAUUUUCAUCACUUUACCCUGAGUCUCUGUGGAAACCAGGGUAAGAAAAUGUCUGUGUGCACCGACAACGUCACUGACAUCCGGAUUCCCGAGGGUGAGUCAGGGUUCUCCAAAUCCGUCACGGCCUACGUGUGCCAGGCAGUCAUCAUCCCCUCAGAGGUGACAGGCUACAAGGCCGAGGUGUCCUCACAGCCUGUCAGCCUUGCGGAUCGACUUAUUGGAGUGACAACAGAUAUGACUCUGGAUGGAAUCACCUCCCCCGCUGAACUUUUCCGCCCAGAGUCCUUGGGAAUACCGGACGUGAUCUUCUUUUACAGGUCCAACGACGUAACCCAGUCCUGCACUUCUGGGAGAUCAACCACCAUCCGCGUCAGAUGCAACCCACAGAAAGCUGCCCCUGGAAGACUGUCACUGCCGGGCUCGUGCUCCGGCGGGACCUGCGACGGCUGCAGCUUCCACUUUCUGUGGGAGAGCGUGGCUGCCUGCCCGCUCUGCUCUGUGGCUGACUACCACGCCAUCGUCAGCAGCUGUGUGGCUGGCAUCCAGAAGACGACCUAUGUGUGGCGAGAACCAAAGCUGUGCUCGGGGGGCCUCUCCCUGCCUGAGCAGAGAGUCACCAUCUGCAAAACCAUAGCUUUCUGGCUGAAAGUGGGCAUCUCUGCGGGCAUCUGCAUGGCUGUCGUGCUCGCCGUCUUGACCUGCUACUUUUGGAAGAAGAAUCAAAAACUGGAGUACAAGUACUCGAAGCUGGUGAUGAAUGCCACCCUCAAGGACUGUGACCUGCCGGCCGCCGACAGCUGUGCCAUCAUGGAAGGCGAGGAUGUGGAAGAUGACCUCAUCUUUACCAGCAAGAAGUCACUCUUUGGGAAGAUCAAAUCCCUUACCUCCAAGAGGACUCCUGACGGAUUUGACUCGGUGCCGCUGAAGACAUCCUCGGGAGGCCCAGACGUGGACCUGUGAGGGGCACUGGCCUGCCCGCCUGCCUCCCUGGCCUGGCACCUCACCUGGCAGGCCUGUGGCAUUUCAGGCAACACGUGCUGCUGGAAACCUCUUCAUUGUGGCCUUAUCAAAAGAAGUUUGGAUUUCAGAGUUUUGUGUUUUUUUUUUUUAUGGACUCCCCAAACCCUCCCAUCUGCUUGCCUCAAACCCGCUAAAUAUACCCAAAGUUUGUUUAUACGUUA
Carlito syrichta (Philippine tarsier) is the source of this 3117-nucleotide messenger RNA. RefSeq names its product KIAA1324 ortholog (gene ELAPOR1). The coding region runs from base 161 to 2896 and encodes 911 amino acids. The record is from RefSeq and is a predicted model, not a curated record. Gene Ontology annotation, biological process: autophagosome assembly; positive regulation of vacuole organization. The transcript is spliced from 21 exons. NCBI's taxonomy places the organism in Eukaryota, Metazoa, Chordata, Mammalia, Primates, Tarsiidae. Gene Ontology annotation, cellular component: lysosome; extracellular exosome; trans-Golgi network.